GUUUAGCAUACGACAUGCAGAUUCGGCACGGCCUGUGCAUCGCACGAGUCACCUAGUUGUCGCGCCUAUUGUCCGCUGGGUGAGCCACCAUUACCUCACACUAUCAAUAUUGGGCUACAAUGAACCUCAAGGUCCCCUUUUGGGGAAUAGAGGGGGUAUAAAUACAAGAAGAGGCAACAAUAACAUGCAGUCGACGCCGAUACUCGUGCCAAAAUGAAUGCGCCCCUUGCACUCUUGCUGUGUUGUGUUGUUGGAAGUGCCGUAGGGUACUACGCGCAGCCAAACGCACCCUACAACAUCGGGCCGAACGAUCCGUUCGCGGUUGACGUCAACCAUAACUUCCUCGAGCAACCUUCGCAACGGCUGUUCUGGGGCAGCAGCCAAGGCAGCAACCAGGUCGGCGGCACCGGUUUCUGGAACCACCUCACCAACAAGUUCCCGUUCCUAGGAAACAUGUUCGGUCGGAUGGAGCUGCCCACGCAGUACGGUCCUCCUUCAUUCAAUAACUACGACUACCAGUACAGCGCGCCUGGCUACCAAUCGUACAACCCAUACCACCAAGCGCAGCCGCAGUUCAACCAGGUGCACCCACAGUUCAACCAUUUGCAGCCUCAAUUCAACCAAGUACCACCCCAGUACCCCCAGCAGUUCUCCCGUCAGUACCCUCGGAACUUCCCAGCGGGCCGCGAUGUGGCUAUAACUGAUGACGCAGUGAUAGUGACUCCUCCGCACGUGCCGAUAGCGCCGCCUGCGCCAGCGCCGGCCCCGGUGGAGCCCGCUGAGGGCGGCUACCAGUAUAACAAGCCGCAGUACAGACUCGAAUUACCCCAUAAGUAAAGUUCACACCAAAUUCCUAGGAAACCAUUGAUGAGACUUUAAUUUAAUAUUAUUGCAAAU
Messenger RNA from Cydia fagiglandana, 897 nucleotides. RefSeq lists its product as uncharacterized. The record is from RefSeq and is a predicted model, not a curated record. The coding region runs from base 214 to 837 and encodes 207 amino acids. Lineage: Eukaryota; Metazoa; Arthropoda; Insecta; Lepidoptera; Tortricidae. The transcript has 2 exons.